Molecule: messenger RNA, 4254 nt
Organism: Cryptotermes secundus
Lineage: Eukaryota; Metazoa; Arthropoda; Insecta; Blattodea; Kalotermitidae
Product: serine/threonine-protein kinase SMG1-like
Exons: 23
Coding region: 169-4230 (1353 amino acids)
Biological process (GO): nuclear-transcribed mRNA catabolic process, nonsense-mediated decay; phosphorylation
Molecular function (GO): protein serine/threonine kinase activity
Source: RefSeq, a predicted model, not a curated record
UCGGUCCACAACAGAUUAUGCGACUCUUGCAUGGAAUGGUGGAUAGUGUGAAAGGAAGUGAGCGUGCAUAGCGGCGUAAUUUCGAAAUAUGUGGUAAUAUGUAAUCGUUUUAUGAAGCAAUUACAAAGCAGAAUAUGUGAUUUUCUUUCGUAAUGUAAGGCAUAGGUAAUGAUAACCAAUAGUUUCAUCAACAAGCUCAAGGCUUCCAAAAGCUCAAGAGACUUGGAGGACAUAAGGGAAGGCGAGGGAGAUAUCAAACCCAGUCUUUUUGAAAAGGGGGAAGGAGAAAAGGAAAAGCUAACGAACAGUUCAGGCGAUGGUGUAAGUCUCCGAACACCCCUGCCCACAAUUGUGAUUUGUCAACGAGAGAAGCCUGAUAAUAGGUUUAAGUCACGCCCUCCUGUAAGACAUGAAUUUCGAAUGGCUCGAGGAGGCCCCAUGGAUAGGAGAGGUUCGAGUGUUCGGAGCAGAGGAUGUGGUAUGUCGAGAAAGGUGGAAAGAGAGGGCGAGCCAAAUCCAUUAUCACGUGGUAAAUUUCAAGAAUCGUUGAACAAAGGCAACUCUGAUAUUCCUGUUUCAUCAUCAUCAAAAUACUACAGUGAUACUGAACGUAGCAAGGGCAGAAUGGAGUGUGGGUAUGUUGUUCCUGAAGAUUCCAGGAUUUCUAAACUUCUGCGACGCUUAUGUAGAGAAGAUGAUUCCAUGAAAUUCUUAAUCCUUUGCAAACAGUUGCAGGAGUCUCUGAUGGUUCCUGAGAAUGGACGCUACAUUCGGCGAUCCUUGGAUCUUAUAGCUGAAUCACUAUUAGACACGCUACACAGUGGGCCAGGUUCUGAAGCCAAGUUCCAAGCUGCGAAGUGUUUGGGAAGAGUUGGAUAUGUUUUGGAGCAAGAUUUCAAGAGAUACAUGGACUGGGUUUUCUCAAAAUAUGCUGUUGAGAGAAAUGAUGAAGUGAGGUUACUUCUGAUGAAAGCCAUGGCAGAAACAUUGAGGUUAGAGGAAGAGGUGCCAAAGUUAGAGGACUUUUCAGUUGUCCUGAUGACUCAACUGCAGACAGCGUUAGAGAAUACAGAUCUGCCCGAACUCCUCAUGGGAACAGUUGAUGUUAUCAUUUUGUUGACAGAAAUUUAUCCAUCAACAUUUACCAAACAUUUCAGGGAUACAGUGGAUAUUUUGGUUGGGUGGCACAUAGAUGGAAGUCAAGCCAUUACUGUGACGCAGUACGCAUCACGCAGUCUGCAGAAACUGAAUCGCUAUUGGAUAGCAGACCUGCAGUUCUCACUCACUUUGUUAGGACAGUUCCUUGAAGACAUGGAGGCAUAUGGAGAAGAUCUUGUGUUCCCCACGUCAGGGCGUUCAUCCCCUGCUGAGGAUCCUCCUCCAACACCAGAAGAUUGCAUUUUACGAAUUACUUCUCUGAUAAGAGUGUUCAACACAGUUACAAGAAGUCUGGGAUGCCAUUUAAAUCCAACAGUGUCACCAACAGUUUCCUGGACGUUCAUAACAGACUGUUUUGCAAAGAUGUUGCGUACUGUGGUCAAAGCUCUGGAUGUCUGUAUGGAUGAGGAUUUAAUAGUUACAGCCAAUGAAUGCACUUGCUUGCUGCUGCAGCACUUGCAGUCAAAGACUUCAGCAGCCAAUGAGAUACUGUAUGGACUGAUAGAUUCACAACUUGCACUAGUGUCACAGCUUGCAGACUUCACCAUAAUCUCCAUGCUCAAGAUGAUUGCAAAGACUGUACGGGAGGUCAGUGCAAAUCUUCCCUUGGAACUGGUACAGAAGCUUUUGGGAUCUGACUCACCCCUGCUGGAGCUACGUUUCUCACCCUCUCUGAACAUCCAAGCUGAAGUCUUAGCUGUGUAUCACAGCCUUCUGAAUUUGAAGAAUAUCCCAUUACUGCAGGAAGCAUACAGGUAUGUUCUUGGAGAUCUAGAGAUAGCAUACAAGAUGUAUGUGCCAUCUAUAGAAGAACUGUGUCAACAUAAUCCACACUCUAAGCUUAUGUAUAGACUGGACAAUGUAGAGAUUGUGAUCCUGUUUCAUCUACGUGCUCUCGCAGAUCUGGCAAAUGCAAGUAAUUCCAUCAUUGGAAUGUGGGCACUGAAACCCAGCAUUUUGGAAUUGUUGGCGGUGAAGUUGUUGCCUUUCGACAAGGGCUUGACACAACAUAGUCCAUUAUUGCAGUACUCUGUGCUAUAUCUGCUUUACAGUCAUUGCUCGAGGUACAAUCACUUUGUAUCAAGCAGUGGUUUGGUGAGUUCUGCACAUGGGAGAUCAAAUGUACAUGAUAUUCUUGGUUUGUCAGUCACCCUUGGGCCUGAAGUUCCAACGACUUCUCCUACUGUUGGACACCUCUCCAUCAUACUCAAUCUCCUGGCAAAUAUGCUGUCACAGGAGACAUCAGAGGAAACGAGGCUGUUGGUUCUGUUAUGGACACGUGAACUUCUGGCCCAGGCUCAGCCAUACUUUACUGUACUGCAUCAGACAGCAGAGUUUAUGAAAAUCUUGUUUGCCAUUAUUGGUUCUGGCUUCCAUCAUAGUGCAGCCAUUGUCCUAGGGGUAGCAGGAAAUGUUGAACAGAUGUUAGCUGCCAAAGAGGUGCCAUGGAAAGGUGAGGUUUUGUCUGAGAUUCUUGAACUCUGUGUUCUGCAUCUGAAUUCAACAAACAGUAGAGUUAGGGCCAAGUUCAGUCACCUGCUGUCUCUGGUGCCCUGGUACUUCACUAUUUCAAGACUCUCUGACGCAAAUCGUGCUGUGGAAGUGAAGAACAAGCCCCUGCAGGAGCUGUCAGGUUUCACUCUUGACAUUCUGCGUGCUGCACAGAGGCACCACUUGUCAAGGGGAUCUUGUGGUGAAAUGCAGCCACAGCAGUUUCGCAAGUUCAUGGGCUAUCUUCUGCAGGGUGUACAGCAUAGUGAUAAUGACUGGCUGCAAGACAUGUUCUGUAGCUGCUGGCCAUUGCAGCCUUCACAUCGGGCUCCGGAUGAGGACAAGGCAGUCUCUGUGUUUGGUAACUUGGCGUUAGCAUCCAGUUUGGUUCUUCUCUUGUGGGCUGCAUGGGAAGCAUCUCAGUUGUGUGUAAUGUACAAGUUACGUACACCUCUGGGAAAGCCACAGGACACCUUCACCAAUAUUGAAAGGGCCAUAAAGAGUCUGGCUCGUGAGAUCAACCAGCAGCAAGGAGUGCCAGAGGACUCAUCAUCCUCUCUUCCUCGUUUCAAAGAGGAAGUGACAGUAACUAAUGGCACUUCAUGUGGCAGUACUUGGGAGCAGUGGAGAAUCAGGCUUUUGCUGGAGUUCCUGGAGCACUUAGAGAAGGCAAUGCACAAUGCUGCAGAGGGUUGUGCAACAGCCAUGAUGCCCCCUCCCAAGCCUGUACGAACAUUCUUCCACACAAACAAGAGCACCUGUGGUGAGUGGCUGACAAGAAUUCGCACUGCUGUUGUGAUAGUGGCAAUCCACGCAGGACAGGCAACCACUGCAGUUCGCCAUGGGCAUUGUAUGUUGCAGGAUAUGGCAGAUGCUAACAGUACUCAGGGUCCAGAAUUUGAAAGGGCUGUCAUGUAUGUCUGUUGGGCCCUGUGCAAACUCCGUGAACCGGAAGCAAUACAAGGUCUGUAUGCAUGGUGCAAAGAUGUUGCUGGACGGAAGUUCGCUUGGUUGAAAGCUGCUUCUGAACAAGCCCAAGGAAGGUUUGAAGCAGCAGCUGAGGAUUACCAAAAAUUACUGAACCAGGAGUGCGUUGGGUCAACACCGCAGUCUUCACCAACACACCAGAUUACUGAUGAGAACAUAUCCAACCCAGUGAAACAAGUUGGAAAAACUGAGACAGAACAGCAUAUGCUGGGAUUCAUGGCUGAACAGUUAACAGAGUGUUACAAGGCUGUAAAUGAUUGGACUGAUCUUCUCAAGUGGAAGGAAAAGGAGGCAGAACUGUUGAUGAAUCAGAAUGGUGGAACCCCACAAAAAUAUUUAAUGAGCAGUGCGACCAGUACUGCGCAUGCCAAAGCAAUGGCCAAAUUUGAAGAAGGGGAAUUUACAGCUGUGAGUGAGUUGAUGAAGUGGAGUGUUGAAGGAGCCUCUCCUACAGAACAGAUGUGGGACAGUGUCAGUAACAACAGGAAGUGUUGGAGUAGUUACAAGCUUAUGGGUAAAGCAUACACCAUGCUGACAAGCAUAGCAAUGACUCUAGUUGCAGAUGGUGGAAGCAGCGAUGUCGAAACUGAGUGAGUAGCUGGAACAGAAGUAGCACAA